Carassius auratus (goldfish) is the source of this 4839-nucleotide messenger RNA. Its product is annotated as EH domain-containing protein 3-like. Gene Ontology annotation, molecular function: protein binding; calcium ion binding; GTP binding. The transcript has 7 exons. The record is from RefSeq and is a predicted model, not a curated record. Gene Ontology annotation, biological process: endosomal transport; endocytosis. The coding region runs from base 509 to 2170 and encodes 553 amino acids. Lineage: Eukaryota; Metazoa; Chordata; Actinopteri; Cypriniformes; Cyprinidae. Gene Ontology annotation, cellular component: plasma membrane; cytoplasm.
UGGGGUGGGGCAUUUCCUCUAGCGUCGGGUUUCUCCAGCGCACUGGUAUUUAAAUCUGAUGCACUGGGAAGCCUGUGGACGCCUGUCAUCGUGAGUGAAUCUGCUCUACUGGAGGAUUUGGCACUCGUUUCUUUCAUAAUAGAAAUUGUAUCUCUUGCAUUUGCUCAGUAAUACAUUGUAUCUUCUAGCGGCGCGCGCUUUUAUUCCAACAAUCCUGAAUGAAAUGCUGCGUGCUUGGCCAUGUUUUCAACCGUGACAUAUAAGCAGAAUAUUAUAUAAUGCAUCAUUAUCAUUUUGUAAUUAUGGUCUAGUCAUUUGUGCGUUUUGUGUCGUGAGUGGCCUAUAGAGACAAGGGGACAGUUUCAAUGGACUCUUAAAAAACAUCGACGUCAGUUCAAAUGCAUUCAUUUGAAUAGGUCUUCAGCUCGUUUGUGCAUAUUGUGAAAUAAUAAUACAAGGGGAAAAAAACAGAUAUAUCGUCUACGGUUGCCUAUACUCGAGUUGCAUCAUGUUCAGCUGGUUGGGUACCGAUGACAGGAGGAAGAGAGAUCCAGAGGUCUUCCAGACUGUCAGUGAAGGACUCAAGAAGCUUUACAAAACCAAACUGCUCCCACUGGAGGAACACUACAAAUUCCACGAGUUUCACUCACCCGCUUUGGAGGAUGCAGAUUUUGACAAUAAGCCAAUGGUACUCCUGGUGGGACAGUAUUCCACUGGCAAAACCAGCUUCAUAAGAUAUCUUCUGGAGCAGGACUUCCCUGGCAUGCGGAUCGGUCCAGAACCAACAACUGACUCCUUCAUAGCAGUGAUGCACGGCACCAUGGAGGGACUAAUACCAGGAAACGCUCUGGUAGUGGAUCCCAAAAAACCCUUUCGGAAACUCAAUGCCUUUGGCAAUGCCUUCCUUAACAGGUUUGUGUGUGCCCAGCUGCCCAACCCUGUUCUGGAGAGCAUCAGUGUGAUUGACACCCCAGGAAUCCUGAGCGGAGAGAAACAGAGGAUCAGCAGAGUUGCUAAAGAAGAUGGCUUUGGUUAUAGCUUCCUGCAUAAAUGUCCAUAUGGAGGCUACGACUUCGCUGCUGUGUUGGAGUGGUUCGCGGAACGCGUGGACCGCAUCAUUCUGCUGUUUGACGCCCACAAGCUGGACAUCUCAGACGAGUUCUCAGAGGUCAUCAAGGCCCUCAAGAACCACGAGGACAAGAUCCGCGUUGUGCUCAACAAGGCCGAUCAGAUCGAGACGCAGCAGUUAAUGCGCGUCUAUGGCGCCCUCAUGUGGUCGCUGGGGAAGAUUGUCAACACACCUGAGGUGAUUCGUGUCUACAUCGGCUCUUUUUGGUCACAUCCAUUACUGAUUCCAGACAAUCGCAAACUGUUUGAGGUGGAAGAGAAAGACCUGUUCAAGGAUAUCCAGUCGCUGCCCCGUAACGCCGCCCUUCGCAAACUCAACGAUCUGAUCAAAAGAGCUCGUCUUGCUAAGGUCCAUGCAUACAUCAUUAGCUCCUUGAAAAAAGAGAUGCCCACAGUCUUUGGGAAGGACAACAAAAAGAAGGAGCUGAUUAACAGCUUGGGCGAGAUCUACAGCCGCAUUGAGAAGGAGCACCAGAUUUCCCCGGGAGACUUCCCUAAUCUUAAGAAAAUGCAGGAGCAGCUUCAAGCACAUGAUCUGAACAAGUUCCAUCCUCUGAAAAUGAAGCUGUUGGACACCGUGGAUGACAUGCUGGCCCACGACAUCGCCCAGCUUAUGGUUCUGGUGCGCCAGGAGGAGACGCAGCACCCUAACCAGGGGGUGAAGGGCGGUGCCUUCGAGGGAACCAUGAAUGGGCCGUUCGGACACGGUUAUGGCGAGGGAGCCGGCGAGGGCAUUGAUGAAGUCGAAUGGGUGGUGGCUCGUGACAAACCUAUGUAUGAUGAAAUCUUCUACACUCUCUCACCCGUCAAUGGAAAAGUGACUGGAGCCAAUGCCAAGAGGGAGAUGGUGAAGUCCAAACUGCCCAACACUGUGCUGGGUAAGAUCUGGAAACUGGCUGACAUUGAUAACGAUGGGAUGCUCGAUGACGAGGAGUUCGCCCUGGCCAAUCAUCUGAUCAAGGUCAAACUAGAAGGUCACGAGCUUCCGAGCGAACUGCCCGCUCAUCUUGUGCCACCCUCCAAAAGAAAGGUCCCAGAGUAAGAUUGGUUUGGAGUUGGGAUGGAUUUUGGGAAAGCAUAUAGUUUGAAUUUAGGUUGCAGCUGAAUUAUUGAUUGCUGGACAGCUGUUAUGAUUAUUAUUAUUCUUUGAUAUGUGCGGUAUAAGCUUCACUAGCAAGAAUGGAUUUAAAAAUAUGACCCACCUCAACUCUUUUGACUUGUGUUUGUAAUUUUUUGUUUAGUUUUCUUUUAUUUUUCAUGAACAAAUUGUGCUGUCUACAGUUUUUAAAAAUGUUUUAUGUGUGCUUUCAGAUUUUAAGUCUUUGAAUAUCAUCUGUUCAGCUGUCAUGACUAUAGCACUGUGUCCUAACCAGACAUGUUGCGAUAAAAGAUAUUAAAUGUAAAAAAGUUUGUUUUUCCGAUCGCUUGAUUUCAGUUUCUGUGACAAAUUGCUUGCUAGCCUUUCCUACAGUGAAAUCUCAUUGGUUAAAAAAAAAUCUACUGUAUGUAUGUAUAUUAAACAUUAUCUUCUGAUCGGUUGUCAUUGUGUCUGGUUAGGACACACUAACAUUCUUUCACAAAUGUAUUUCACUUUCACACUCACUUUACACUACUGUUCAAAUGUCAAGAGUCAAUACAUUGCUUUUGAAUGUCUCUUACGCUUACAAAGACUGCAUUUAUUUUGAUCAAAGCUAUAGUGAAAACAGUAAUAUUGUGAAAUAAUAUUACAAUUCAAGACAACUAUUUUCCAACUGAAUCUAUUGUGAAAUGUAAUUUAUGAUUAUGAUGGAAAAUCUGAAUUUUCAGAAGCCGUUACUUCAGUUGCCAGCCGUCUUCCAUGUCACAUGAUCCUUCAGAAAUCCCAAUAUCACUGAACCCGAACUUUUGAACAGUAGUGACCUGUGUCUGAGGAGAGGCGAGACAUCAAUGCAGAAAACAUGAAUCUAUAUUCUUAAUCUUUGUAUCAGUAUUCUAUUGUUAAAAUGGAGCAAGAAAAGCAAAAUUCCUUUUAGAAGUAGGUGUAACUGUAUUCUCUUCUCGUUAAGGCAGCAUCUUUAAUGAAUGCGAGUCCUUUCUAGCCUGACCAAGAGACUGUUAAAACUGUAUAGGCCGUCACGUCAGAAGAUUCAAUGUUUAGUGUUCUUGAUGGACCCGUAGAGCUAGUAUCCUUGUCAGUAGUCUACUCGUUAAAGCCUAAAAUGUCUAAACUAACUAGGGUAAUAGUGUUUAAAUAAUUCCUGUCUGAUUUCCAAAGAAUCAAAAAGAAUGUUGCUGCAAAAUGGCUUUAUUCAAGUGAUCUCUUUCUGAGCGUUUUUGCAUUUACAUGCUCAUAGAAAGAGCAGUGGCUUUGGAUUUAAAUGGGUAUUUAGUCAUAUUACUUUAUUAUAUCAACAUUUAAUGAACUCUAUACCUCUGUUUCCAUUUCCACCCCUUGCCAAGCAGUUAUCUAGAGCUGUCGCAUUUUCUCAUGCAGAUUUUUAGGAUCUAAACGUGAAUUGAUAAAAUUUUAUGCACUGAACUAAAUGGUCUUUAUAGGGGUAAUUUACUCAGAAAAUUAUACUUCUGUCACUGUUUUCUCACCCUUGUGUCAUUUCAAAUGGUUGUUUAAAAAAAAGGAGAUUUUUAGCAAAAUAGUCACACUGCUCAUUUCUAUACAAGCUCAAAAAAUUACCAUAAAAGUAGUUAGAUAUGACUGAUAUACUAUAUUCCAAGUCUUCUGAAGCCAUGUGAUAGCAUUGUGGAAAGAAAAGGCUCAAAUUUAAACUAUUAUAUGCUGAAAAUUGCCAUAUUUGUACAUAUUGAAAUUUGGCUUUCAAGAUAUAGUUACAAGAUAUACUGACAUUUGGUGUCAUUGACAUUAAAGGGACAGUUCACCCCAAAAUAAAAAAUCUCAUCAUUUACUCACCCUCAUGUUUUUUCAAACCUGACUUUCUGCAGAACACAAGAGAAGAUGUUUUGAAGCAUGUUGGGAACUAAACUGUUUCGGGUUCCAUUGUAUGGACAAAAAAAAAUGCAAUGUCAAUCGUUGGAAAGCGAAAGGGUUUAGUUAUCAACUUUCUUCAGAAAUAUUCUUCUGUGUUCAGCAGAAAAAAAAGAAAAAGAAAUGGAACGACAUGAGAGUGAGGUGACAUUUGUGGGUGUACUAUCCCUUUUUUUAACGAAUGGACGACAGGAUUUUAACUUUGUUUUGUGUACUGUUCCUUUAAAUCUGAUUUGCUUUGAUCUGGAUGCCCAUUUACGUAGAUAAAAUAUCUCCACUGAUAUCUAACUAAACCUAUCUAUCUAAGCCUGUUUAGUCAAUCAAUCAAUACUAUAAGCUGCCUCUGUGCCUUGAGACACCCGCCUCAAUCAGAUUUGUGACACUAGAGAUGUCAUAUUCUAUAAUACCAUUACAUGCUCAUAAAAUAAACUGACAUUCUUCAAAGACGCAGUUUGAUGUUAGUCUCAAAUGAAAACAAAUCCAGAUUUGCUCAUAAUGUUUGCACAUCAACAUUUUUUUUUUUUUUUUUUUUUGGGCGGGGGGCAUAAUGUAGGGUUGUACAUUCAUGUGUUUGACCAAGUAUGUACAUGUAUAUGAGUGCAAUAUUGUUCGCAAAAUGUAUUGUGAAGUCGUCUGUGUAUGUGUGCUUGUUGUGGACAAACUAUGUGAGACACUACUGUUCAAAGACGUGGACAUUAAAGAUUAAACAACUUAAUAAAGAUCUAACUCAA